This is a messenger RNA of Phyllopteryx taeniolatus (common seadragon), 1607 nucleotides long. RefSeq names its product oocyte zinc finger protein XlCOF6.1-like. The transcript has a single exon. The record is from RefSeq and is a predicted model, not a curated record. Gene Ontology annotation, molecular function: RNA polymerase II cis-regulatory region sequence-specific DNA binding; DNA-binding transcription factor activity. Bases 1 to 954 code for a protein of 317 amino acids. Gene Ontology annotation, biological process: regulation of transcription by RNA polymerase II. NCBI's taxonomy places the organism in Eukaryota, Metazoa, Chordata, Actinopteri, Syngnathiformes, Syngnathidae.
AUGCAAACAAUGGAGGAGGGUGGCGGCAUCAGGAUCUGCUCCAUAGAGCUCCCCUGCGUUAAAGAGGAAGAGGAGCAGCACUGCAUCAGUCAGGACGGAGAGCACCUUCAAGGGUUAGACUUCCCGGUGAUUCGUGUCAUUGUGAAGAGUGAAGACGUUGAAGACAAAGGUCAGAGUGAGCACAAAAGAGCGACGGACCCUCCGAGCAGCAGCUCGAGUCAACACAUGACAGCAGAAGGUGAUGGAGAUCACUGCAGAGGAUCCAAAGCACACAGCCUCUCAGGUCCACUAUCAGAUAGUGACGACACAACGUCACACUCUCCUGACACAGACGAUGAACACUCCAAAGGGGAUGUGAAAAACCCCCUGAAAUGUUCUCAGUGUGAGAAAACUUUUGGCCACAAAAAGAAUCUGAAAAGACACUUGAGAUAUCACACGGGGGAAAAGCCAUUCGUCUGCACAUUCUGCGGUCAAGCAUUCUACGAGAAAGCACAUUUGACAACACACACGAGAACGCACACUGGCGAAAAGCCAUUUUCCUGCUCAAUCUGUGACAAAAUAUUUUGUGAUCGCUCAGCGUGGGUUGUUCACCAGAGAACACACACGGGCGAGAAGCCUUUUGCCUGCUCAGUUUGUGGAAAAAGUUUCCCUCGCAGGGAAAAUCUAAGAACACACACAAGAACACACACUGGAGAAAAACCUUUUACAUGCGUUGUCUGCAAAACGAGUUUUAGUGUUCGUUCCACAUUGGUUCAACACAUGAGAACACACACGGGUGAAAAACCUUUUGCAUGCUCAGAUUGUGGUACAAGAUUCUCUCAAAAGACACACUUAAAAAAUCACACGAGAACACACACAGGGGAAAAACCGUUUACAUGCCCAUUUUGUGACAAACGUUUCUCUGUCAAGGGAAGUUUGAUAACACACAUAAGAACACACACUGGAGGGAUGUGAUGUUCAAUCAAAACCCAGAGCAUGUUUUUAUGAAAUAUGUAAUCAGAUAAUUUCUUAAUAAUAAUCAUUUUAGUCACCUGAGUUACCAUUGCACACAAUACUUUUAAUUGCUAUUUAUUGGGUAUUUACAUAAGAUUCUAUUGUUUUUUUGUAAAUGUAUUUAUCUUACUUCAUUUGGCCUGUUGUUGUCGAAAGCAAUUGACAACAGAUUAACCGAUGGAGACUCACUGGACCGUCACCAAAGAAUUUGCGACACAGCAAUGCCGCUAUAUGUGAAAUACAACUAACUACUAUCUCUAUUUUUAAGCAAAUGUACUUUUGAAUUGUCCCAUUAUUAGUAUCUAAACUCUUUGACAUACUUUAUAAUGUAAAUGAAUACAUUCAUAUUAAUACUCAAUCAUGACAUAGUUUAUACAGCACUGAUUCGACUAGAGAAUUGUGCACUCGGUCUGAAAUAAAGUUCACAAGCACAUGUACAUUAUGUAUCAUAGGGAUGAUGUAAUGGAUGCUAUUACAUCAUCCACUUUAGAAGCUGAUGUCCUCUUUAUAAACAUUGUAAUUUAUUAAAGAAGACUUGUGGAUUCAAAUGGGUUUGAUUGCAAUAAACUGACGACUGGGAUAGACUCCUUUCAUACAGCCCCCUCCAAAGGUAU